AUGACUGCGAGUGUGAGACAGCAGCAGCAACUUGCAACCACAAACGAGAAUCCGCAACCGGCAACUACCGGUGAUUCGCAGCCGGAAACCCCCUCUGAGGAAGGACCAGAUGCCAUGAGAGAGAAAUCCGGCUAUGAGAGACUGUCGCGACCUACCGUCAACCUGAAGCUUAUCAAGAACUUUUCAAAAUGGGCCAAGCGUUUCGUGUACAAUACCCUGCAAUCUACUCCCGCAAACCGUGGUUCCCUCGAAUUCUGGCUGGACUUCGAGUGGUUCAGUCUGCGACCAGAGGUUGUGAAACAACUUGCCUCUACAACAAUUCCCUCACAUGGUUUGCUCAAUUACCGCCCUGCCCACUCCUUCUACGGCCUCCUACCCUGCGACGACAACGAGCUUUCGCUCCUUUAG
Messenger RNA from Dibothriocephalus latus, 408 nucleotides. NCBI's taxonomy places the organism in Eukaryota, Metazoa, Platyhelminthes, Cestoda, Diphyllobothriidea, Diphyllobothriidae. The record is from the annotation of a GenBank genome assembly.